Molecule: messenger RNA, 7708 nt
Organism: Vicugna pacos (alpaca)
Lineage: Eukaryota; Metazoa; Chordata; Mammalia; Artiodactyla; Camelidae
Gene: PHF3
Product: PHD finger protein 3
Biological process (GO): DNA-templated transcription
Cellular component (GO): nucleus
Source: RefSeq, a predicted model, not a curated record
GAUGGCUGCGGGGUCUCGCGCCGCCGCACGGUCCCCACGAGGCGAGCGACCCUCGGGUUCUUGGGCGGCGGCGGCGGCUGCAACGAGGAUAAGGAGGGCGGCGCGGAAGCCGGGACAGUGUGGUCGGCAGCGGCCGCCCGAGCCGUGAGGAAGAAGAGGCUGUGGCAGCGACGCCUGCGUCCUGCGCGUACCCCCUCUCCGCGCAGCCGGCCCCCUCCUCCGCGGCGGCGCGGCCACCAUCUUCCUCUCGCUGCCAGUGGUAGCGCUCGUCGGCGGAGCUGGUUGUUGGUCUUGACGAUAUUAUGGAUGAAGGAGUUGUUAAAGAAAGUGGCAAUGAUACCAUUGAUGAAGAAGAACUGAUUUUACCUAACAGGAAUUUGAGGGACAAAGUAGAAGAAAAUUCAGUGCGAUCACCAAGAAAAUCACCUCGAUUAAUGGCACAAGAACAAGUAAGAAGUUUGCGACAAAGCACUAUUGCCAAGCGUUCAAAUGCAGCACCUUUAAAUAGCACAAAAAAAGCAUCUGGAAAGACUGUAUCUGCUCCUAAAGCAGGGGUGAAACAACCAGAAAGGUGUCAGAUAAAGGAAGAAGUUGAUUCAUCACUGAAACCUGAGCACCAUAAAGAGAGCAGGAGGAGCAGCCGACAUAGUGCACAGACCGAAGUAGCAGUGUCGUCUUGUCUAGAAAUGAAAGAUGAAGCUGGAUUAGAUUCUGAGCACAAGUGUAAUAAUCAGGGAGGAGCAAAUGUACCAUCUCAUGAGUUAAAUUGUCCACUCCUUUCAGAGACUUGUGUUAGUAUUGAAGAAAAGAAAAACGAAGCUCUGAUGGAAUGUAAAACUACGACUGUUAGUAGCCCAUUGUUUAAGUUUUCAGAUAAAGAAGAACAUGAACAGAAUGAUUCCAUUUCAAGUAAAAUGGAUGAGACUGUUGUUGAAGAAACGAAGGCAAAGGUAGAUGGUGAACAAGAAUCAGAGGAGACAGUAAAAUUACCCCCUGAAGAUGACCACACUGUUGAGGAACCUGCGUCUUCUGCUGCUUUUUCUGGUGAUGCUGCUUGUGCAAACCCAAAUAAGACGGAAAACAGCCUUGUAGGUUUGUCUAGUGCUGUGGAUGAAGUACAUGAGUGUAAUAUGGAAUUGAAGAAUACUGUGGAAGUUGCUGACAAAGCUAAGAACUCCCUUCAUGGAAAUGAAAUAGAGCCAUUGAGUUAUUACAAAGACACAGAGUCUAAUGAUCAGCAGUUGGAGGGCACCGAAUUUAAUAAAUCUAACUUAGAGGUGGUUAAUACUAGUGCUUUUGAAUCAGAAAGUAGUAUUUUAGAUAAUGCUAUUUGUGAUGCACCUGACCAGAAUUCAAACCAGUUGAAUAUUGUUGGAAGUAUUAAAAUGGAGUCUCCUGAGACAAGCCUUCAGGAUGACAGAGACAGCCAGUCAAGCAGUGUUUCUUGCUUAGAGUCAAAAAAUGUAAAAUCCAAACAUACAAAACCGAUAAUGCAUUCUAAGCAAAACAUGACCACAGAUACUCAGAAAAAAAUUGUUGUAGCAAAGCAUGAAUUAAUGCAUAACAAAGCUAAAGUCAGUGUCAAAAGUGUGAAGCGAAAUGCUGAUGAGUCUGAAUCUAAGCAGAAUUUUCAAAGGCCUGUCAAAGUGAGAAAAAAACAAGUUGAUUCAAAGAUCCAGAGUUUCAGUUCUGGGGUUAAAUCUGUGAAAAAUGAAGCUCAUUCUAUAUUCAAAAAGACAUCACAGGAUCAAAAUUUAGUUCAGAUUUCAAAACCCUUAACUCACUCUUUCAGUGAUAAGCCUCAUGGUCACCCUGGUUGCACUAAAGAACCUCAUCAUCCUGCACAAACUGGUCAUUUAUUGCAUUCCAGCCAGAAACAGUGCCACAAGCCCCAGCAGCCCGCUCCAGCGGGGAGAACCAAUAGUCAUAUGAAGGAGGAGCUUGAGCAUGCAGGUGGUGUCGAACAUUUUAAGGAAGAGGAUAAACUGAAAUUUAAAAAACCAGAGAAGAACCUACAACCUCGCCAAAGAAGAAGCAGCAGAAGUUUUUCUUUGGAUGAGCCACCAUUGUUCAUUCCAGACAACAUAGCCUCCGUAAAAAGGGAAGGCUCAGAUCAUAGCUCUUCAUUUGAAAGCAAAUAUAUGUGGACUCCCAGCAAGCAGUGUGGGUUUUGCAAAAAACCGCAUGGCAACAGGUUUAUGGUUGGCUGUGGGAGAUGUGAUGACUGGUUUCAUGGCGAUUGUGUUGGGUUAAGUCUUUCUCAAGCACAACAAAUGGGAGAGGAAGACAAAGAAUAUGUCUGUGUGAAAUGUUGUGCUGAAGAAGAUAAAAAGACUGAAAUAGUAGAUCCAGAUAUUUUGGGAAACCAGGCUAAAGCUGAAGUCCAUAGUGAAGAGAAAGCAAUGGAAUACGAAAAGCUUGGGUUACCAAAGCACAGUGUAACAAAUGACAAAACCAAAUAUGUAGAUGACACAGUGAAGCACAAGGUCAAAAUUUUAAAACGGGAUGCUGGUGAAGGCAAAAACUUAUCAGACUGUAGGGACAGUGAAAUCAAAAAAUGGCAACUAGCCCCUCUUCGAAAGAUGGGACAACCAGUUUUACCUCGGAGAUCCUCAGAAGAAAAAAGUGAAAAAAUACCCAAAGAGUCUACAAAUGUUACUUGCACAGGAGAAAAAGCUUCAAAAUCAGGUGCUCAUGAGAAGCAAGAGAUAAAGAAGAAGAAAACUGAAAAGGGGAUGCCUACUGCACACCCUCCGGCUGCUGCUGCUUCCAAGCCCUCUGCAGAUCAGAUCCGACAGAGCGUCAGACAUUCUUUCAAAGAUAUUCUCAUGAAAAGACUUACAGACUCAAAUUUGAAGGUACCAGAGGAAAAGGCAGCCAAAGUUGCCACAAAAAUUGAAAAAGAGCUUUUCUCUUUUUUUCGGGACACAGAUGCUAAAUACAAGAACAAAUAUAGAAGUUUGAUGUUCAAUCUGAAAGAUCCUAAAAACAAUAUAUUAUUUAAAAAAGUGCUGAAAGGAGAAGUAACCCCUGAUCAUCUUAUAAGAAUGAGUCCAGAAGAGCUAGCUUCUAAAGAGUUAGCUGCUUGGAGACGAAGGGAAAACAGACAUACCAUAGAGAUGAUUGAGAAAGAGCAGAGAGAAGUGGAAAGACGACCAAUCACAAAAAUAACUCAUAAAGGUGAGAUAGAAAUUGAGAGUGAUGCUCCAAUGAAAGAACAGGAAGCAGCCCUGGAGAUUCAGGAACCCACAGCUAAUAAGUCAGCGGAGAAGACGGAAGGAUCUGAAAAACAAAAAGAAGAGAUUGACUCCAUGUCUAAAGAUACCACUAGUCAACACAGACAACAUCUUUUUGAUCUUAACUGCAAAAUUUGCAUAGGUCGAAUGGCACCACCAGUUGAUGAUCUUUCUCCAAAAAAAGUGAAAGUUGUUGUUGGAGUAUCUCGUAAACAUUCAGACAAUGAAGCAGAAAGUAUAGCAGAUGCGUUGUCUUCAACCUCAAAUAUUUUGGCUUCGGAAUUCUUUGAAGAGGAGAAACAAGAGUCUCCAAAGUCAACAUUCUCUCCUGCUCCUCGUCCAGAGAUGCCUGGAACUGUUGAAGUUGAGUCUACCUUCCUGGCUCGGUUGAAUUUCAUCUGGAAAGGCUUUAUCAACAUGCCGUCUGUAGCAAAAUUUGUUACCAAAGCCUACCCCGUGUCUGGUUCCCCUGAGUACUUGACAGAGGAUCUACCAGAUAGUAUUCAAGUAGGUGGUAGGAUAUCACCUCAGACAGUUUGGGAUUAUGUGGAAAAAAUUAAAGCCUCAGGAACCAAGGAAAUUUGUGUGGUUCGCUUCACACCUGUGACUGAAGAAGAUCAGAUUUCUUACACUUUGCUGUUUGCGUACUUCAGCAGCAGGAAGCGCUAUGGAGUGGCUGCUAACAACAUGAAGCAGGUUAAAGACAUGUACCUUAUCCCUCUGGGCGCCACGGAUAAAAUCCCACACCCUCUCGUGCCCUUUGAUGGACCUGGGCUUGAACUGCACAGACCUAAUCUGUUGUUGGGUUUAAUUAUUCGUCAAAAACUGAAGCGGCAACACAGCGCUAGUGUUAGCACCAGUCAUGCAGCUGAGACGCCGGAAGGUGUGCCAGUAACAUUGCCGCCUGAUAAGAAAAGUAAGAUAGAAGUUUCCACAGAGGAAGCGCCAGAGGAAGAAAAUGACUUCUUUAAUUCUUUUACAACUGUGUUGCACAAGCAGAGAAAUAAGCCUCAGCAAGCUCUUCAGGAAGACCUUCCCACAGUAAUUGAACCUUUGGUGGAAGUCAGCAAACAGGAGCCACCGAAACCUUUAAGAUUCCUUCCUGGGGUCUUGAUUGGCUGGGAAAAUCAACCUUCUACUCUGGAAUUGGCAAGUAAACCCCUUCCUGUGGAUGAUAUCCUCCAGAGCCUCUUGGGCACUUCUGGUCAAGUGUAUGAACAGGCCCAGGCAGUGAUAGAGCAGAGCACUGCUAAAGAAAUUCCGUUUAUAAAUGAGCAAGCCAACUCCAAAGCGGAGAAAAUAGAUACAGUGGAAGUAACUGAUGGUGAAGCCAAGGAAGUAAAGGUUAAAGGAGAUAAUCUUUCAGAAUCUACAGGUAAUUCGGGGGGAGGAGGAGGAGAAGAAGCAUCAGGAAUGGGGACCUCUUCCGUUUCUCCUGGACCUUUGACAAGUCUUAGCCUCAGAGGUAAACCGCCAGAUGUUUCUACAGAAGCAUUCUUAACAAAUUUAUCAAUUCAGUCAAAACAAGAGGAGACUGGUGAGAGUAAAGACAGAGCAUUAAAAAGACAGCCGCUGCAAGAUCAAGAGAGUAAUUUGCAAGAUAAUCGGACUUCAAAUACUGGUUCUCCCUGCAGGUCUAACGUAGGGAAAGGAAACACAGAUGGUAACGUGAGUUGCAGUGAAAACCUUGUUGCUAAUACAGCAAGGUCCCCGCAGUUCAUCAACCUGAAAAGGGAUCCUAGGCAGGCAGCAGGACGAAGCCAGCAGAUGCCUGCUUCAGAAAGCAAGGAUGGAGACAGCUGCCGGAAUGGGGAGAAACACCCUCUGCCUGGCCUGUCACACAAGGAGCACUUACCAGAACAAGUCAGUGUUGAGGAGAAGUCGCCUUCUGCGGAGAAAAACUCGUGUGUUCAGCAGAGUGAUAGUUCAGGGGUCGCACAGAAUUCACCGUCAGUAGAAAAUACACACACUUCUCAAACGGAGCAAGCAAAGCCCUUACAGGAGGAUAUUUUAAUGCAAAAUAUUGAAACUGUGCACCCAUUUCGAAGAGGAUCAGCAGGGGCAACAUCUCAUUUUGAGGCUGGAAACACAUGUCAAUCAGAGUUUCCUUCUAAAAGCAUCAACUUCACUUCCAGAAGCACCAGCCCCAGAACAAGUGCAAACUUUUCACCCAUCAGGCCCCAGCAGCCCAGCCUUCAGCAUCUCAAGUCUAGUUCCCCUGGAUUUCCAUUUCCAGGACCUCCUAAUUUCCCCCCACAAAGCAUGUUUGGAUUUCCACCACAUUUGCCACCCCCAUUACUUCCUCCUCCAGGCUUUGGUUUUGCUCAAAAUCCCAUGGUUCCCUGGCCACCUGUUGUUCAUCUGACAGGCCAGCCACAGCGUAUGAUGGGUCCCCUUUCACAAGCAUCAAGGUACAUAGGCCCACAAAAUUUCUACCAGGUUAAAGACAUUCGGAGACCAGAAAGGCGCCAUAGUGACCCUUGGGGUAGGCAAGACCAACAGCAACUGGAUAGACCGUUUAACAGGGGUAAAGGGGAUCGUCAGAGAUUUUAUAGUGAUUCCCACCACCUGAAAAGGGAGCGCCAUGACAAAGAGUGGGAGCAGGAAUCUGAGAGGCAUAGACGCAGAGACAGAGCCCAGGACAAGGACAGAGACAGAAAAAGCAGGGAGGAAGGGCAUAAAGAUAAAGAGAGGGCACGGUUGUCACAUGGGGAUCGAGGAGCAGACGGAAGAGCAAGCAGGGAGAGCAGGAGCGUAGACAAGAAGCCGGACAAGCCUAAAAGUGAAGACCAGGAGAAGGACAAAGAGCGAGAGAAGAGUAAGCAUAGAGAAGGAGAAAAGGACAGAGACAGGCACCACAAAGAUAGGGACCACGCCGACAGAGCUAAGAGCAAAAGGUAAAGGUCGCAGGCUGCUUCGAGAUCACGUUUAAGUAACUGUUGAGUGUUAUCCUAAAAACUUCAUGAUUGCCUGCUAGGAUUGUGCCAUCUUUUAAAUUUUUAAUAUUGGUGGUUUGCAGAACAGUCAACUCUGUGUGUGGUGCAGCGUGCUCUGUACCAGUGCUCACCAUCCCUUCAUAUCAACUGUCCCUAGUUAUAGCAGUUUAAUAUUUUUAAAAGUUUUACAUUGCUGUAUAUUCAAAGAUUUGUUUUAUUAAUAUGCAAUAAAGGCUUAGAAAUUUUAGUUUUAUUCCUAAAUUGGUAAAAAUGGUUAACUAUGGAGUAUAUUUACUGCCUCUAGUGAAUGUCCUUUAUAUAAUGACUAAUUCGAGAGUAAUGUGUACUCUGUAAGUUUGUUUUCAGUUGCACUGUUUUUAAAGAAAUGGUAGAGGAGCAGCAGAAAGCCAAGCAACUUCAUAAUCAGAUUAUAUUAAUCAUUUAGUGGAGCAGUUUUUGACCAGGAAUCGGAGCCCGAGGAGUCCGUGUAUUGCUUUAGUCUGCACUUGUUGAAGGCAUCUGUUAUCGCACUACAGCUUCGUGGUAGCCCACUAUUUUCUUUUCCAUUUUUGGCUCUUCAGAAACUUGAAUACUUAAGCUUGUACAUGAUCUUGUGUUUUGCUAUCCUUUUUACUGUAAAAUGUACAUAUUUUAAGGGAUAUUUUGAUUCUAAAUAUGAUAAAAGAAUUUCUCACCUAUUUUGUGUGUGUGCUUUGAAAUUCAGUCGUAGAAGAAUUUCUUCUUUACGGCUUUACUUACGUUCAGACAUUGUCUUCCCCUUACUCAGCCAAGAAUAUACAGGCUAAGUAAGAUGAGGGGAAGAACUCUUUAUCUUAGAUUAUAGGCUAUUGAGAUAAAUUGUGUAGUUCUGAAGAGACUAGAAUUUAGAACUAUCACUGGAAAAACUGUGCAGCUCUAUAACCCACUUUAUAGGUAUGUUUCUGAAAAUUGGUGCACCAUCAGAAUUUGGUAUACUGACUAAUCAUUGUAUGAGCACAGAGCUUUUAAGAAAAACGUUUUGUGAAUCUUUUUGUAAAAUGUGUCAUUAACCCUAACUUGUUUUGGGGGGUAACUACAGUUUCGUAUACAAGUUUUACUUUAAAGCACAUGAGACCAUUGUUAACCCAAAUCUAAAUUUAUUUGCACCUGAAACUACUUACUGUAUUGAUCGCUAUAAUAUAAAGCAGUAGCUACCAAAUGAUAACAAACACUUGGGACCAAAGAGGGAGAAACCAAUAUUUUUACUUCCCUGUGUUAAUGAAAAAUAUAACUGACUUCACAAAAUUAAGAAGAUAAAACGUGUUUGUUUUCCUAAACAGUUGACAGAUCAGAGUUAAAAAUAGGUUUUGAAACUGAAUCAGCCUUGCUGUUCUUACUGGAGAGAGAACCAGUGGAAAUUCAACACUAAUCAUUUUGUCUAAUUUACAGCAACUUGAAACCCCUUUUGUGGUCAUCCUGAUCCUCUGAAAUUUAUCAUCAAAUAAGUUCUGAAACAGAGGAUUUGUAUUCAAAUAAAGUUUGUUUAAAUUUGCUCUA